GACACUGGUAUCUGGCGAAAAACGUAGGAACAAGUCCGCAACACAACAAAGCGCCCCAAAGUUCGAUAUCGCUAAGCUACUUCAAUCUAAAAAUGGCGCGAAAAACCCGGAAGUCCGUCAGCCGGAAGUCGCGGCUGCUACAGUCACCAACGGAAUUAAAAUCAAGUAAACGCUAAGUCGAUUUCAAUUUCUGAACCUUGAAGCUUGAACAGCACAACGCUAUAUAUUUAUUAAUUUUAGGUACAAAGUGUUCACGGUCUAAUAGAAGAUUGCAAGAAAGGCAUUAACAGAUACGAAUAUACGAAAGCUAUACGCCUAUCGCCGAUAGAUCUCAUCAGCUUGUGAUCUUAAAUUCAGCCAUGCCAUGGCCAAUGGCCAUGCAAUGGACCUUUCCCCUUAUAACUAAAAUUUUGAUCUAGACAAGUCAAGACAAAAAUUCCAUUACAGCUUGAAAGAGGAUUACAAAAUUAGUAAUAUUCCGAAGUUUCGUUGCGAAAUGUUGUAAAAUGCGGAUAAUAUAGCCCUGCGAAAUUUGCAAUUUUCAGUCAUUUUGUAUUACAACCGAGAAAUUGAUGCCCCAACACCCGAUUGGGCUGUCAAUUUCCCAUGCGUAAUAGAAAAUGACUGAAAAACGGCAAAUUUCGCAAGGCUAUAUUAUCCGCAUUUUACAACAUUUCGCAAAGAAACUUUGGAAUAUUAGUAAUUUUGUGAUGCUCUUUCAAGCUGUUCAAGUUCUCUAGAUCAAAAUUUUAGUAAUAAGGAGAAAGGUCCAUUGCAAUCUUAAAUUUGGCCGAGAUUGAUCGAAAUGUAUGGUAACCGAGCUUGGACGCAGGCCGGCCGCACUGGCUAAAUUACGUUUAAAAAGAACCACCUGCAUGAUCUGGGAUAUUCCUUGGAAAUGGGAUUUAGUAUUUAAUAGUCGUUUGGUGAAAUAUUCCGAAAUGUUCUUGAAACUUAAAUUGUUUUUUGGCGAUAAACUUAACUUUCAAGUAAUGUCUUUGAAAUUAUCUUGUUCCCCAUUCAUUACCGAUACUACAAAUUUUGCUCCUAAGUAAAAAAAUUAUUUACCAUACACUAUACUCAUUUUUACGGCGGCAAGCGUGCUUUUACUGACUUUGUUUUGCGUAACAAGUUGGAAAUGCUACUAACUUCGAAUUUUCAUGAUAACAAGAGAGGCAGGGUAGAGUAGGUGAAAUUUUACCUCUUUGCAUUUCGACAUUCUUACACUGUAAAACUAUCAUUAUAAAUAUAGUCAUUCACCAUAUAUGAGCUGUUCUGCAAUCUUAUUGGUUGAAAUACUCGCCAUAUAUCAGCUCAUAAUAGGGACCUUACGAUUACAUGACGAGAACGAGAACGCCAACGCCAAACAGUGAAACGUUGUAACUGCGCAUGGCGGGAAACUCGAGUUGUCAGAAGCUGGAACGACGGCGCCUGGCUUGUUUUGGCGUUGCGUUGAAACGUGAGCUCGAACGUGAGAAGAAUGUCAAAGGAAAACAGGUGAAUAUAGUCUACAAUUAUAUGUAUUUUGUUCAAUGGUUUUAGAACAUUACGUAGAAUCAAAAACAGAUUAGUAAAAUGUGAAUUUAGCGCCGAAACAUUUGUCAAAAUGGGACGAAUUCGUGAAUGUUUGGUACUAUUGCCAGCAUAGUAUAUAAACCAAUCUCUUUUCCCAACGUGGCCAGGCAUAUUUUUUAAGCUUGCCCAGUGUGGAUACACACUCCGAGCUAUAUAUCGAGUAACAUCACAAACAUCAUCAUUCAUAUGAGUACAUUGCACAAACACACACAAUAUAUAACAUUUUACAUAGACACUAUAUUUAAUAUAGAUUUUUAACGAAAUCGUGCAGUUAUAUUAGGUAUUUUUUGUUCAUGCACUAGGAAGCAGCUAUGGAUUUUCUGGACAAUGUGCUUUGUUAUUGAAAGCUAUAAAUCGUGGCUUUCACUUUAACAAAACAAUACAUACAAUAUUUUAUUGAUGGAACUAUUGAGAUUGUGUUGAAUUUUAAAAUAUCUGGCUUGUAUUUUGAUAAGUCGUGUUUACAAUGCCAGCUCUGACCUGGCUUGAGCCAAGAUACAGUAAUUGUGGUACUUUACACUGUUUACAUUGCCACAAGGUUACCCCAUAAUUGUAGGGGCCAAACCAAGACUCGAGCCUGGCAAAAACUGUCAGAAAUGGCAGGCAGAUACUGAUUUCACAAUUUAAAAAAAAAAAACGAGCCCCAAGUUCUGCGAGGGCUUUAAAUUCUUAAUCUAAAAUAUUUCAUUGAUUAAUCUAUUUAACUCUCUUGUUAGCUCUCCACCUAUGAAGUGGUCAGAAGCACAUGAUGUACAUUUCUUGAAAGAAAUGAUGUAUUUUGAGCCAUGGCUGCAUAAAAAGGGGAGCAGUGAAAGAGGCGAAGCUUGGGCUAACUUGGCUACACGUUUAGGAAAGUGCGAUGAAUUGAAAUUUCGGGUUACACAGAGGUCACUCAGAGACCGAUAUCUGCCGCUGGAGAGAAGGUACAAAAAGAACGUUGUUGAAGAAGAAAAGAGCUCUGGGAUAUCCCCUGAAUUUACAGAAUUGGAUCAGUUAAUGGAGGAUAUU
Messenger RNA from Paramuricea clavata, 2583 nucleotides. Lineage: Eukaryota; Metazoa; Cnidaria; Anthozoa; Malacalcyonacea; Plexauridae. The record is from the annotation of a GenBank genome assembly.